UUCGGCCAGUCGUGCUGUGGCGGCUGCAAUCGCGACGUCAUCCUCGCUCCCGUUGUCAACCACGCGAUGACUCCCGGAGGACGCAAGGACGAUCGUCCACGCGAGGGAUGAGACGUGUCCGCCCCCGGAAAAGCUUUCGGCUCUUAGCAAGCUCCCGCAAGAUUAUCCGGCGUCGAGAUUGCUCAAUGAAGAUAAUUGCCGAGGGAUGGGAUUAAAGAUGAGGCGGAAGGGUGUCUCCGAGUUACGUUGAGCCGCUUAAAAUGAGUCUUUCUUCCUUCCCCUCGAUCACCCCUUUCUCGAGUCCGUGAAUUCUUGAUAGUCGCGUAACUCGGGGCUAACGAGACGGCGGGUUCCCGAAGAAUAAAUCCCGAGAGAGUCGCGUCGAGGGCGGGAAAACGAAGGAGGCGACGGGGAGCUUCCUGCCGGAAUUCAAAGUGGUAUGCGAGAAGUGCGUUUUACCGAUUUGACACGAUGGAACGAGGGCGACGCAUCCGUGGCUGGACGUUCGCGGGAUUCCACGAAGUAAUCCGCGAAGUGUAGUAAUCGCGAAGAAGCGAUUCCGCUUCCGUCGUCUCGCGGCUCGCAGUGGCGGAUAGUGCGUUCUCUCAGCUGAUCGGAUCGACGGGAACAUCGCUCGCGCAACAUUCGUCAGAUGCCGAAGAACAGUUGAUUCGGCGGAAAAAUGCGAUAGUGGUUCGAUAUAUCUCGCGGUCUAGCUUCAAAUUUCAGAACGGAAGCGCAAGGAAAAACAAGCGCGGUAAUGCACUCCCGUCGGUUUCCUCCGAUUCUCAAUCCGAUUUUCCUUUGUUCCAAAGCGAAGCUCUAACGAGCAUAAUCGCGGCGGGAUUCGCGCGGGAAGAAAGUGAAAGACCGAAGCGAACGAGAGGGAAAGUCGCGGGAUCGGAUGCGCCGUGAUGUAGAACCGAAACGAGCGAGCUGUCGUUGUUUCUUGCCUUGCGAGGAUCGAUCGCGGGCAAUUAGCGCGCGACGCAGCCGGAAAGUGUGCAGUUAGCUGCAAUUACGACGGCUUUAGUUUGUAAUCUUCCGACUUACACGAUGGUUAGCGAGCAGACACGGAACAAUCAAUAGGACGAUUCGUGGAUCCGAACUGGUCAGAUCGAUUUGUCAUGAAAACUACAUCGCCGCAAUCAAGAGCAAAGUGCAAACCAAGAGAAGAUCUAGUCACUGAUGAGUUCCUAAGUAGAAUCGCUGGACUCCAGAUGGACCGACGUUCUCGUCACGAUGAAGAACUUCAUCGAGGAUUCCAGCGGAACCUCAUCAGUCCUUAUGUCCGGCUGGUGCCUUUAUCUUGAGUCCGAGUGCGCGGAAAAUGAAGAAGAUCAGGAGCAGCAAAGCGGUCGCGUCACGUCGUCGAACUGGGUCGUCGUCACUUUGAAAUUCAAAACAAGACUCCGAUAUGCCGAGGCUAUCUCGGAUUUAAAAUCGGAUCGCCACCGCCACCACCGCUACUACCACCACUGUCGCCAUCAACAUCAUCACCACACUCGAUUUCGGUCUCGAAAUUGAAUCCGUUUAACGAGUCGAAAAUUUACUAUUUGCGAAAAGGAGGGGUUGCGAGGUGAAAAAGUACUGCGUCUCGGCGAGAAUAUUCAUAAAGAAGAGAGCGAGAAGAAGGAUUGCGUGUUCCAAUAAGGGCGUCAAAAGGAGGAAGGGUGAGUCGGAUCUCGACAGAGGGAAUAUAUUUCACAAAAGAAGAGGAAGAAUUCUAAGCUUAACAGAGUGGUAGCUCGAGCAGGAGGUUCUCGAUGGCCACGACGACACCGAGAUUGUCGAUGCUGACGUCGAAGCCGACGACAACGCCGGAUGCCUCUUCCGGAAGCUGAGUCUCCUCGCCCGAUAAUCGGUCGUGUCAAUUUCGGAGGCAUCUGUAGAAACAACAGCAGGAAGAUCCGUGAUAAUUGCAUCGGCUGCUUUAAAGCCACUGUGCGCCCUUAAAAGCUUCCCAUUUUCUUCCGAUUGCUAUUCGCGUAAGGGACGAGUUUCCGUCCUAGAAAGGAAAUAGGAAAGAGGACUUGGCGGAGACUUGAGGAAUAAUAUAUGACAAAAGUGGCCAGAUAAUUCGAGAAUAGAAAACAAAGGAAAACGCUCAGGGGUGAUUUAAAUAUUGCAAGAUUGAUGCCGAUUCUCCUAGGACUGUCAGAUUUCUCGUUUGCUCAAAAGGGAAGGAAGCAGAAACGGGAAGUCGUCGGAAACUGGAAUAAUACAUAAAUAACCGGAGGAUAUUCAGAAUAGAGAUAGAGAGGAGAAACGCUCGGGGGUGAUCUGGGAACGAUCGUAAAAGAAGUCGACGUUGAUUCUCUCGGGACUGUCGACUUUAUCGUUUGCUUUAUCGAAGGGAUGCGGAGGCAAGUGGGUACCGUCCGGUCGUGCGAUCGAAGGGGUCGAAAAGCGGAAGUUCGCGGCCGGCAUCGCGCGUGUACAUCAGAAUCAAUGGCGGGGAAUCUGGGUUUCUCGUACAGCGCGAAUCGAGGAAGCGUCCCUCCCCGCCGCAUCUCGAACGCGUUGAUACCGAAAUAAUGGGAUUGUACGGAGUAAUGGACCGAGGAUUACUCAGUCUCUAGGACGUUCGCGCUCGGUUCGAAACAGGAACCUCGCUCUAAUCGAUGUAACGGCCAGCGCGAGUGGACGCGAAUCGACGUGCCCGUUAUUCCUGAGGCGCUACAGGGACACUCGAGGACAGUGCGACAGCCGGCUAAGCUAAGAUGCACCGGUGUGUGUCCUGGCCGUUCCUGCUCGUUAUCUUAUCCCUGCUGCGGUUGUCGAGGGUGUCGGUGGUGCAGUCGCACGCGGCGCACAGCGAGGCGGUGCUGAUCCCAGGCGACAUCGUCCUGGGUGGACUGUUUCCGGUGCACGAGAAGGGCGGCGGUACCGCGUGCGGACCCAAUAUCUACCACCGGGGUGUGCAGCGCCUCGAGGCGAUGAUGUUCGCCGUCGAUCAGAUCAAUCGCAACAACGCGAUACUGCCGGGCAUCACCUUGGGCGUGCACAUCCUCGACACGUGCGGCCGCGAUACGUACGCGCUCAAUCAGAGCCUGCACUUCGUCCGCGCGUCCCUGUCCAACAUCGACAUCAGCGUGCUCGAGUGCGCGGACAAAUCGUCGCCCCGGGUGAAGAGGACCGCCAGCGCAGGGCCCAUCUUCGGGGUGAUCGGGGGUUCCUACAGCUCGGUUUCACUCCAGGUGGCGAAUCUGCUGCGGCUCUUCCAUAUCCCGCAAAUAUCGCCCGCUUCGACCGCCAAGGCGCUGAGCGACAAGACCAGGUUCGACUACUUUGCUCGAACGGUGCCGCCUGAUACCUUCCAGUCGAUCGCGCUGGUGGACGUGGUGAAGAGCGCCAACUGGUCGUACGUCUCUACCGUGUACUCCGAGGGUAGCUACGGCGAAUAUGGUAUUGAGGUGUUCACGCGCGAGGCUACGGAACGCAACGUAUGCAUCGCGGCGGCACUCAAAGUGCCCAGCGCCGCAGACGACAAGGUCUUCGACGACAUCAUCCAGCGGUUGAGCAAGAAGCCUAACGCUCGCGCGAUUGUUCUGUUCACUCGGGCGGAGGAUGCCCGUGGUAUCCUCGACGCCGCGAGACGAUCGAACCUCAGCCAGCCGUUUCAGUGGCUAGCCAGCGACGGCUGGGGUCGGCAGAGUAAGCUGGUGGAGGGUCUCGAAGAGGAAGCUGAGGGUGCCAUCACCGUCGAGCUGCAGUCGAAGAAGAUCCCAGGCUUUGACGAUUACAUGGAGUCACGCACCCCAGAGAACAAUCGGCGGAAUCCGUGGUUCGGCGAGUACUGGGAGGAAGUGUUCGGCUGCACCCUGAGACGGAACGUGGCGAACCUGGAGCGUUUCAGUCAGCAGGGCAGUUGGAGAACCAGCUCCGGCAUUGUUGGCAAUCAGAGCCUCACCAUUUGUUCGUCCAAGCUGAGACUGACCGAGGCGAGCGGAUACGAGCAAGAGUCGAAAGUGCAGUUCGUGGUGGAUGCGGUAUACGCGUUUGCCCUGGCGCUCAACAAUCUGCGCCGCGAUUUGUGCGGCCGUGGCAGCGAGGGCCUGUGCUCGUCAAUGGCGAACUAUGAUCGCGGCGCGUUCUAUAGGAAUUAUCUGCUGAACGUGUCCUUUUUCGACCCCGCCGGCAGUGAGGUAAAGUUCGACGAGCACGGAGACGGCCUGGCGCGAUACGAGAUCCUCAAUUUCCGAAAGGGGACAAACAACAAUGGGGCGAACGGCUAUCACUAUCGGGUGGUGGGCAAGUGGUACAAUUCCCUGGACAUUCGCACGGAGGAGUUAGUAUGGGCGCGCGGCACGAAGGACAUACCGAUCUCCGCGUGCUCGCUGCCCUGCGAGCCAGGUAUGAUAAAGAAGCAACAGGGUGACACUUGUUGCUGGGUGUGCGACCAGUGCGAGGCGUACGAGUUCGUCUACGACGAGUACACCUGCAUGGACUGCGGCCCGGGCCUCUGGCCGCACCCUGACAAGCGAGGGUGCUACCAGCUACCGAUCAAACAUAUCAGAUGGAGCAGCGCCUUCGCUAUUGCGCCCGCGGUGAUAUCUUGCUUAGGAAUCGUAGCGACCUUAGCAGUGGCGUGUUUGCUCUUCCAACACCGUGACACACCGGUGGUCCGAGCUUCUGGACGGGAACUCACAAUAAUCCUGCUGGCGGGCGUGCUCGUCUGUUAUCUGAACACUUUCGUGCUCCUCGCCACCCCGACCACGGCGAUUUGUAUCCUGCAGCGCUUUGGGGUCGGUGUCAGUUUCAGCGCCGUGUACGGCGCCCUGCUCACCAAGACCAACAGGAUUGCCAGAAUCUUCGAUUCAGCCUCAAGGUCCGCCGUACGACCACGCUACAUCAGCCCAACCUCGCAGGUCUGCGUUGCUGCCGCGCUGAUCGCCCUCCAAGUGGUGAUCACGCUGAUCUGGAUGAUUAUCGAGCCGCCGGGCACCAGGUACUCGUACCCGGACCGCCGCCAGGUGAUCCUCAAGUGCAACAUCCAGGAUAUGAGCUUCCUAUUCUCCCAGCUGUACAACGCCGCGCUGAUCCUCGUCUCGACCGUGUACGCGGUGAAGACGCGCAAGAUCCCGGAGAACUUCAACGAGAGCAAGUUCAUUGGCUUCACCAUGUACACCACGUGCAUCAUCUGGCUGGCGUUCGUGCCAAUCUACUUCGGCACCGGAAACGCCCAUGAGACGCAGAUCACGACCCUCUGCGUGGCGAUCAGUCUGAGCGCGUCCGUCACCCUGGUCUGCCUGUACUCGCCCAAGGUCUACAUCAUCGUCUUCCAGCCGGACAAGAACAUACGCGGCAAGGUCUACAUGGGCAGCACGUUCAAGAAGCAGGGCAGCAGCGCCGGCGCGUCAUCCGUGACGAAAUGUGAGGACACAGGCUGCGAAACGGCGAGCGAGAACGUGCCCCUGCAGAGCGCCCUGACCGCGGCGGUGCGGACGUCCGUGGGGGUCACCGAGAUCUCGCUAACGUCCAGCACCACCAGCAAGACCAAUAACGAGCAAGUGGCGCAAUUGUAGACUGCGUAGCUGCAAGCCGCACGCAAAGUCGCGAUGAAGUCGCGAUUCAAUCGCCGAGCGCGUCACAGUGCUCGGCGGCGAUCGACGUUAGGCAAGGGUUGCUGACGUACAUUUUUUUUUAUUCUUCCCAUUUACCGUUUUUGAAUUUCUUGAACCUGAUCGAGGAGAUUAGCGCAUCAACGAGGACGCCGAGCAUCCUGUGCGUUGCGAUUAUCGUUAUCGUUUGUAAUGUCUAUUGUCGAUUGGUCAAUUAAGAGAGAAAGCGAGCAAGAGAGAGAGAGAGAGAGAGAGAAUGUCAUUAUAUCAUGAUCGCUGUUGUCGUUAUUGUUACUGUUGGUCCCCAUGUGCAUAAAUUACACGACACGCAUGACACAGCCAUAUAUAUAGAAAUGCACACUCGUAAGAAGAUACGCGUGCACAUAUAUGUACGUGCAUUUAACCGAGCAAGUGUAUACUGAGUGAUCCAUAAUUCUAGUCGAGCACCUCAUCCGAUAGUAUUUUAUUAAGAGUGCGCAUGCGAUCUCGCGCGUCGAUUUUUAUUUAUUUGUUCGCUUUUGUCGGACGUGCAACUUCCUGUGCGAGCGCCUUUUGACGAGAUAAUCGUAAGAUAUCACACACAUACAUACACACACUUACAUACACACACAUAUACACAGUGGACAAUAAAAUAAAAUAAAUCUACUUGAUGCGGACGCGAUUGCCGAUCGCCCCGAUUAUCAUGAGAAAGUCAAUCGAGAAUGCAUUUCGACUCGGUUGUUUCUCCAAUCUCUUCCCCCCCCCCCUUACCCUUCCCUUUUCAUACGUAUUAUACAAUGGCCCAUGAAAGUGCGAUCAAAUGUCUCGAAAAUCUGCAGAAAUUAUUUAGAAAGGUAUUAUUUUGAAAAUUAUAUAUAUAUUUUUUUUCAGUAACUCUCGUACAAGUGAACAAAUUUCUCUUUAUGUACAAAAAUAUCAGCUCUCUCGUCCCACCUUUCCUGUAUAUAUCGUUAUAUUAAAAGGUUUUAUGGAAUUUUCAUGACAUUUGAUCAAUUUCGCGAAUAAAACUGUGAGAGAGAAAGAGAAAGAGAAGCGUUAUUACUGUACGUUAUUACUGUACGGCGAUUAAAUCGCUCGACUCCCGUCGAAGCCAAAGCGAGGUACAAAAAAAAGAGAAAAAAGAAAAAAAUAUGAUAUCUUUUCUAUUGUAAUGAACGUGGUGAGAGAGACAGAUCGGACCCGGAAUAAAACAAUAAUUGAAUAGC
Messenger RNA from Ooceraea biroi (clonal raider ant), 6769 nucleotides. It is a transcript of the gene mGluR, whose product is annotated as metabotropic Glutamate Receptor. NCBI's taxonomy places the organism in Eukaryota, Metazoa, Arthropoda, Insecta, Hymenoptera, Formicidae. Gene Ontology annotation, molecular function: G protein-coupled receptor activity. Gene Ontology annotation, biological process: G protein-coupled receptor signaling pathway. The record is from RefSeq and is a predicted model, not a curated record. Gene Ontology annotation, cellular component: membrane.